Erigeron canadensis is the source of this 1847-nucleotide messenger RNA. Its product is annotated as dnaJ protein ERDJ3A. Lineage: Eukaryota; Viridiplantae; Streptophyta; Magnoliopsida; Asterales; Asteraceae. The record is from RefSeq and is a predicted model, not a curated record. The coding region runs from base 54 to 1796 and encodes 580 amino acids. The transcript is spliced from 7 exons.
UCCCUCAAUUUCUUAUCUUGAAUUAACAAAUUAUCUUAUAUUUUGGAUUAGGAAUGAAGACGAGCAAUCAUAGUAGUAUAAAAAUAAUAUUCCCAAUAAUAAGUUUUAUAUUUUUGUUAAUAUUUUCAGUCGAAUCAAAAUCUCCUCUUGAUCCUUAUAAGGUAUUAGGGGUCGAAAAGGAUGCAACUCAAAGACAGAUUCAGAAAGCUUUCCACAAGCUCUCUCUUCAAUAUCAUCCUGACAAGAACAAAGACAAAGGCGCUCAGGAGAAGUUUGCUGAGAUAAAUAACGCAUACGAUAUUUUGUCUGAUGAAGAAAAGAGAAAGAAUUAUGAUAUGUUUGGGGAUGCAAGGGGUAGUCCUGGAUUUGAUGGGGGGAAUGGUGGAAACAGUGGCGGACAUACGUUCUUCAGAAGUGGUGGGCCAGGACAAAGUGGGUUUAGAUUUUCGCCUGAUGAAUGGCAAACAAUGGGUGGUCCAAGUGGUGGUUCGAAGACGUAUUCAUUUUCCUUUGGUGGAAAUGGCAGGCCUAGUAGCGGCGGUUCAUUUGAAUUUGAUAUAGGUGAUGUUUUUUCUAACUUUUUUGGUGGCGGUAGUCAGUUUGGAAGCUUUGGUAAUUCAGGACGGUCACAUUCUAGCUUUCGGAGCUCUCCUAGGAGCAUAGUGUCGAUCAAUUCACAAAUGUAUAAGAAAGAAGUAACUGAUAAAGGGAUCGCUUGGCUUCUCUUCUCUUAUGCACCAUCAAUGAAUGGGAUGGAGCACUAUGAAUCUAUUGUAGAUGAAGUUGCUAGCUCACUGAAAGGACUGAUACAGGCGGGAAGUGUGAAUUGUGAAGUAGAAUCAUCUCUGUGCAAAGAACUAGGUAUUCGUGCAAGGAAUAGACCUCGAGUCUAUGUUUACUCAUACAAAACAAGUGAAGCUGGUUCAUUGCUCGAGUACACAGGUGAUGUAACUGUUAAAGAUUUGAAGUCAUUUGUUCAAGAUCAUCUGCCAAGGUUCUCAAAACGUGUCACUUUGGGCCAAUUUGAGGCUGAGUCUGUUACUGUGGAGCCAUUGCCUAAAGUGAUGCUUCUUUCUACUAAGAAAGAUACCCCUGUUAUAUGGCGUGCACUUAGUGGCUUGUAUCGCAAACGUUUUGUCUUCUAUGAUACACAGGUCCAAGAUGUUUCAGAUCCAAGAUUAAAAAAACUGGGUGCUGAUGAACUUCCAGCUGUAGUUGGCUGGCUAUCAAAUGGAGAAAAGCGGAUUCUGAAAACUGGUAUCCAUGUAAAAGAUAUGAAAUCCACAAUUAGUGACCUUGGUUCUGUACUCAUUGAGUUGGAGAAACAGAACAAGAAGAUAGCUUCGACCCAGAGUACGAAACCACAGGCCGAUUCAGACAAGGAAGUGAUCCCUUUGUUGACAGCCACAAAUUUUGAUGCUGUCUGUGGGGAUAAAAUACCCGUUUGCAUAAUUGGAGUCUUUAGAUCCUUCAAGGGAAGGGAAAAACUUCAAACCAUACUCUCGUCGGUAUCACAAAAGUCGUUACUAAGGAGGCAAAAUCCAGCUUCUGGUCCAAGGGAUUCUGUUUCUUAUGCUCUUUUGGACGCUUCUUAUCAAUCUUCGUUCUUGUACGCGUUUGACAAAUCAGGUUUCAAACCAUCAGACGCACUUUUGAUAGCUUACAAACCGCGCAAGUGGAAGUUUUCAGCUUUUAGAGGUGAUAUAACUUCAGAGGAAGUUGAAAAAUUCGUUGGUUCGGUUCUUAAUGGUGAUGUACAGUUUAGCAAGACCAGGCAAAAGCCCUCACUCAAGUGAAACGUUUUUAGUUUUGCUUUGAAAUGAAACAUAGAUGACAGUAUAAGCAAA